Venustampulla echinocandica is the source of this 732-nucleotide messenger RNA. Its product is annotated as putative heat shock protein MGE1. NCBI's taxonomy places the organism in Eukaryota, Fungi, Ascomycota, Leotiomycetes, Helotiales, Pleuroascaceae. The record is from RefSeq and is a predicted model, not a curated record. Gene Ontology annotation, molecular function: protein homodimerization activity; adenyl-nucleotide exchange factor activity; protein-folding chaperone binding. The transcript is spliced from 2 exons. Gene Ontology annotation, cellular component: PAM complex, Tim23 associated import motor. Bases 1 to 732 code for a protein of 243 amino acids. Gene Ontology annotation, biological process: protein import into mitochondrial matrix; protein folding.
AUGAUUCAACGAACCCUCCUCCGUCAAACCAGGGCAUUGGGCCCAUCUAUACGGCCUGCUACUCGGAGUUCAUUAACACGAACCCAGUUUCAACCAACAAAUCAGUCUCUUCGUGCUGGCUCACGACCUGUCGCAUCGGCAAGAUGGUAUGGCACCGAGACUGAUGCAAAGAAGGCUGGAGAAGGCGAUGCGGCUGCUGCAGCAGAGGGAAAGAACGGGGAGAAUGGAGACCCCGUAAAGAAGCAAUUAGAGGCGAAGGAUAAGGAAAUCGUCGAGCUCAAGGACCGGUACCUGCGGUCAGUAGCCGACUUCCGAAAUCUUCAAGAGCGAACAAAACGCGAUAUGCAAGUCGCAAAAGAUUUUGCCAUCUCGAAAUUUGCCAAGGAUCUUGUGGACAGUGUGGACAAUCUUGAUCGGGCCUUGGCAAUCGUGUCGCAGGAGAAGCUAGAUUCCCAAGAGGAUUCAGAGCACCUCCGGGAUCUGUUAUCGAUGCACGAGGGCCUCAAGAUGACGGAAUCGAUUCUGAUGCAGACGCUGAAGAAGCACGGCCUUGAGCGCUUCGACCCCAGUGUCGAUGCCGAGCCGUUCAACCCGAAUGAACACGAGGCGACAUUCAUGGCCCCUAUGGAGGGGAAGGAGGAUAACACAGUAUUCCUCACACAGCAGAAGGGAUUUAAACUUAAUGGUCGGAUACUGCGGGCGGCUAAGGUUGGCGUUGUAAAAAACAAAUAG